This is a messenger RNA of Folsomia candida, 919 nucleotides long. RefSeq lists its product as uncharacterized. Lineage: Eukaryota; Metazoa; Arthropoda; Collembola; Entomobryomorpha; Isotomidae. The coding region runs from base 231 to 824 and encodes 197 amino acids. Gene Ontology annotation, cellular component: mitochondrial ribosome. The record is from RefSeq and is a predicted model, not a curated record. The transcript is spliced from 4 exons.
AAUAAAUUUCUUUUUGAUUCAUACAACUUCGUAAAAUUCGUUCAAGUUUAUUUUUAUUUAUUUUUCUAAUUUUGUGAAUGAAUCCAGUCUAAUUUUUUCUAAUAUCUUGUCUACUACUGGGUAUUGGUUUAUUACAGUGUAAAAAUGUAAAAUUGUAAAGAAAACCCCAAAUACUAGCGCAAAACAAUUUAUAAUUUACUUUAGUUUACAUUUGUCCCAUAAACUACGAGAUGAUGGCAGCUACGAAAUUGUUCAGGACCACUUUGACACUAGGAAAUCGUUACAUCUCGAACUUACCUUGUAAUCAAGGCAUAUUGUCAAUUUCACAUUCGAGAUUUAAGCCAGGAAAUCAAUCUUACAACAGAAGUUAUGGGAGUAUUUAUGAGCCUGAAUAUUUAGAUGCCAAAGUUGUCGAAAUUCCAGCGUACGACCUACUAAACAUCCAACUAAAGGGGUAUGAUUUCCCUGUAUUAGAAAAAUACGGCAAAUAUGUCCAUCACACGGCUGAAAGGUUUGGAAUUACUGUAGAAGCAGCAUGGCCACAUCCCUGCAAAAAACUUAGAGUAACCAAAUUGAAGCCGGAAAGUACUGCAAUUGACUGCGAGUAUCCACUCAAUAUUUAUGAACGCACCGUUCAAAUGUCUGAUGUGCCGUCUACUCUAUUGCCAGUGUUAAUCAACGUUGUUGAAGCUGCACUUCCGGCUGGAGUUACGCUCAGGGUCCACCCCCACCUCCCAGAAUAUACCGAAGAUCGGUUUGUUCCUGACUUUGAACUUUUAAAGCUCAAAACCGAGUUGGAUGAUAUGAAGGGGGAUAAGAAAUAAAUUAUGUUCUUGAAUGUCAAUAGUCAAAUUUGCUACUAUAAUCUACUAGACUAAGUACAUUAUUAAUAAACUACUGAAUUAAUUUGUUUUCAUAA